Adelges cooleyi (spruce gall adelgid) is the source of this 4009-nucleotide messenger RNA. It is a transcript of the gene Strump, whose product is annotated as WASH complex subunit 5. Bases 358 to 3843 code for a protein of 1161 amino acids. Gene Ontology annotation, biological process: actin filament polymerization; endosome fission; regulation of actin nucleation. Lineage: Eukaryota; Metazoa; Arthropoda; Insecta; Hemiptera; Adelgidae. The transcript has 20 exons. The record is from RefSeq and is a predicted model, not a curated record. Gene Ontology annotation, cellular component: WASH complex; endosome.
UGUUUGGGCCUGAUAAUAUCGCAGAAGCGGUUUCUUGUCAACACGAUUAUAUAAUAUUAUAUAGCACGAUUAAAGAUAAGAUCUUGUUACUAAUCGUGAUUCGUGAUGUACCUAUAGAUAUAACCGCGGAUGAAACUGGACCUUAUGAACGGACAAAAUUUACAUUUUCACAUUCUGUACUGUUCAUCAAUUAUUAAUAACCAAAGCAUAUUAUUUAUCUUUAUCAUAUAAAUUAUUAUAAAGAGGCUUCUAUUAUGUGUUAAAAAAUAAAAAUAAAAUAAAGUUGUUUUUAUAAUAAUCCUUUUUAUUUAAAAUAAAAUAACUAAAAAUUUAUAUUUUUUAUAACAUAAUAUCAGUAUGGAAAAUAAUCCAUGUGGUUUAGCUUUACUUCGGAUUGUAUCAAGAGGCAAUGCUAUCAUUGCUGAAAUUUUACGACUCAAGGAUUACAUUCCUCCUGUCUAUAGAUUAAACAGCAAAAGUGAUGUGCAAAAGUAUGGACAAAUAAUUUUAGAUUUUUCGUACUUUAAUAAUGUCAAUGAGAUAGAAAAGAAAAUUGAUUCUAGUUCGAAUUUAAAAGAUGUCAAUGAUGAACUUAAGGAAAACAAUUUGGAAAUUAUCAACCAGUUUUAUUUUUUGUUUGAAAAUGUAUACAAAUACAUUCGUGAUUUAAAUGAGUAUUUAGAUGAAGUAGAAGAAGGAACUUAUAUUCAACAUACACUUGAAACUAUGUCUUUUACCAUCGAAGGUAAACAAUUGUUGUGUGAAUCUCUAUAUUUAUAUGGAGUUAUUUUGUUACUUAUUGAUAUCUGCAUAGAAGGAAUAAUUAGAGAACGGUUAUUAGUUGCAUAUCAUCGGUAUAAUGCUCAACAAUAUAACAAUGAAAAUCCCAUUGAUGAUAUUUGUAAAUUGUUGCGUUCUACAAAACUGGGCUCAGUUAAAGCAACAUCAUCUUACCCAGAAUACUAUUUCAAAAGAGUUCCCGUUAAUAAAAAUCUAAUUAAUAUUGUCAUUGGGAGGUUAAGAUCUGAUGACAUAUAUAAUCAAAUAUCCUCAUAUCCAAACCCAGAUCAUAGAAGUACUGCACUUGCGAGUCAAGCUGCUAUGUUAUUUGUGUGCUUAUUUUUUAAGUCAAAAAUAUUACAUGAAGAAUCUGCUGUAAUGAGAGAGAUUGUAGACAAAUACUUUCCGGAUAACUGGAUUGUCAAUGUCUAUAUGGGAGUUACUAUUAAUAUAAUAGACUCUUGGGAAGCAUUUAAAGCAGCAAAAACUGCUGUAACAAACACUAUUCAAGCAGGGGAAAUAAACCGUCUAGCAAACUCUCGUGCAGUUGAGCUUCAAAAAAUUACCUCUGAAAUAAAAAAAUUUCUUUGCUAUCCUGAUAUUGAUAAAAAAAUAAUGGACAAUAUCAACGCUGUAAUGAAUCUCUGUCGGAACUGUAAUGUCUUAUUAAGAUGGUAUAUACUGCACACAUCUACUGUUCAUCUACUUUCAGAAAACAGCAAGAAAAGCAAACAAAUUUAUGAUCAAAUUUAUAAUCAGAGUCUUUAUAAAGAAGAUUUAAUUUUUGAUCUUUUAGUUACCACUUCAGAAUUUGAACUAAAAAUCAAAGAUACUUUCAGAAAUUUGUUAGAAGAAAAAGAAGCUAGGUGGCUGAAACGAAAAGAUGACUGUGUUGAACGUAUGAAUGAGUUGUCAGAAAUUUUUUCAGGAUUAGCAACAAUGUCAAGAAUUCAGAAAAAUGAAAAUUUACAGAUUUGGUUUAUAAAUAUUGGUAAACAAAUUGAAAAAAUCAAUAUGGAUGAAGAAUUAGUAACUAGUAGGAAAAUUACACAGAUAAUUAAAGCUUUAGAAGAAGUACAAGAGUUCCAUCAACUGGCAAAUAAUUAUCAAGUUAGUCAGACUAUUAAAGAUACACACAGUUAUCUUCAUGAGAUGAUAAAAACAAUCAGUGUUAAAGACAAUGUUUUGAUUGAUCUUCAAAUUAUCGGAGACUUUAGUUAUGCUUGGUAUCAUAUUGAUAGGUUUACAAAUUUAAUGCAAAAUACAAUCAAAGAGGAACCAGCAUUUGUGAUAAGACUUCGUGCUACAUUUCUAAAAUUAGUCUCAUGUAUGGAAGUACCACUGAUACGUAUAAACCAGUGUGGGAGUGAAAAUUUAAUGUCUGUUAGUAAAUACUAUUCUCAUGAACUUAUUGAGUACAUACGUAAAGUACUUCAUAUCAUUCCAAAAACAAUGUUUAAAUAUAUGACUGAGAUAGCACGGAUACAAACAGAAAUUAUUAUGGAGAUACCAACUAGACUAGAAAAAGAUAAACUAAAUGAUUAUGCACAGUUGGAUGAACGACUGAAGGUUGCAAGACUAACACAUUCUGUAUCAGUUUUGACUGAAGGUGUAUUAUGCAUGAAGAGUACACUUGUUGGAGUUGUAGAAAUCGAUCCAAAACAAUUAUUAGAAGAUGGAAUUAGAAAGGAACUGGUCCAACAUAUUGCUAAUGCAUUGCAUAAUGGAUUAAUAUUCAGUCCAAAAACUAAAACUAGUGAUCUUCUAACUAAACUUGAGGCACUUAGUAAUACAAUGGCUGGCUACAGACGCUCAUUUGAGUAUAUUCAAGAUUACAUAGGAAUAUAUGGCCUAAAAAUUUGGCAAGAAGAAUUAAGCCGCAUUAUUGGUUACAAUGUAGAAAUGGAGUGUAAUAGCUUUAUGCGCGCUAAAAUAUUAGAUUGGCAAAGUGUCUAUCAAAGUAAAGUUGUACCUGUUCCAUCAUUUCCGCCUUGUGAUAAUCAAUCCAUGACUUUUAUUGGUCGACUAGCCCGAGAAUUGAUUCGCAUAACUGAUCCCAAGAUAACAGUUUACAAAGAACAAACUACAGCUUGGUAUGAUUACAAAACAAAUGAAGAGAUUAUAAAUAUUAGAUUUUAUUCGUGUAUUACAAACUCUAUAGGUAUUUGUGGGCUCACCGGUUUAGAUAAACUUAUUGGAUUUAUGAUAGUUACUGAACUUAAAAAAGUUAUAGAUUACUUACAAACCAAUGUCGUCAAAGACAAAGAUUGGCUGUAUACACUUGGUACUAUUGCUAAAGACUUAACAGUAAAUGAUGGUGACAUAAGUAAUCCCCUUAAAAUGCAUCAAAAGCAUUAUACAAAAAUACAAAAAUUAUUUCCACCCAUUUUGGAGUCAAUAAUGAAAAUUGGUCAACUUCAAAUAAUUCGAAAACAAAUAUUUUUUGAACUCGAAGUUUCGUGCAAACUAAAUGCUAAAAAUGUGUUUGAUUGUCUAGAUACAAUGAAUAAAGCUGUCUUAAAUGAGAUCAAAACACACUUUAGAAACCCAAAUAAUAAACCAUAUCCAAGCAAUGACAAUCCAUUAUUAUCCGAGUUAAGUAAAAUGAUGGAUUGGGCAGGGAUUGGAAACCCAUAUUUAAAAAUAUAUAUUACUACUAGUAGUACUCAAUAUUUGGCGUUAAUAACAUUUUUAUUUACUACUGCUCAGUUUCCGAGACUGCAUUACUCAGAUGUUGUAGCAUUACUUUUAUGGAAAAGAUGUGGAGAUCCUAUAGAUGGAGCACCGUUAUAUAUUGGAGUACAAACAUUCUUAAGACAAUUUCAUCCAGAAAUUACAUCUCAGUAUCUUGAAUAUUUAGCUCAAUAUUUGAAAUCUAUAAUCAGCCACUGCACCAAAUCUAUUGAAAAAAUUGAAAUACCAAAUGAGUACUAUACAACUCAAUUCUAUGUGGAGAGAUUUAUGUUUACUGCAGAAAUCAAUCAGCAAAUGUUCUUAGAAAUGGUACCACACUUUUUGACAGACACCUUAGAGCACAUAAAAAAUAUUUCAAUAAAAUCUUGAAUUACUAUAGUUUUAUUAGCAUAAUUGUUUUGUUUUAUAUACUUUCUAUUUAUAUAUGUAUGUGUAUAUGAAGAAAAUAUAUUAAGUAUAAAUGUUAUAUUUUUGUUUAUCAUUACUAUUAUGUAUUAAGUUAAAAUAUUUUUAGUUAAUAAAGUACCUAUAUUUU